This is a messenger RNA of Medicago truncatula (barrel medic), 4588 nucleotides long. RefSeq names its product DExH-box ATP-dependent RNA helicase DExH7, chloroplastic. Gene Ontology annotation, cellular component: intracellular anatomical structure. Gene Ontology annotation, molecular function: RNA binding; ATP binding; helicase activity. Lineage: Eukaryota; Viridiplantae; Streptophyta; Magnoliopsida; Fabales; Fabaceae. The record is from RefSeq and is a predicted model, not a curated record.
AUAGAUAUCAAAAAGAGAAUAAGAAACAGUCGCUAUUGAGAUGGCGCCGAAACCGAAAAGGAAUUGGAAAGAAGAGAACCGGCGAAAAGGUCCUCAGCUGCAAAUUUCUGCUGAAAAUGAGAAUCGGCUUCGGCGGCUGCUGCUGAACUCUGGGCGGCCCACCAUCCCUGCUGCGACGGAGUUUGACGAUACUCUAACAAAGGAUCAGAAAGCUAAGAAGCUUAAAUCUGUUUAUGAGAAACUCUCUUGCGAAGGAUUCAGUGAUCAUCAAAUUGAGCUUGCUCUUUCGGCUCUCAAGGAAUGUGCUACCUUUGAAUCAUCUCUUGAUUGGUUAUGCUUGAAUUUGCCCGGUAAUGAACUUCCACUCAAGUUCUCCUCUGGAACUUCCUCUCAUCCCUCUCAAGGAGGUUCUGUUGGUGUUAUAUUCAAUCAGCAACAACAACACCACAACAAUUCAAGGACCUAUCCAUCCAUCACAGACACAGUCACAACUAAGGACCAAUAUCCGCUUUUAAUCCACAAGAGACACGAUGAUGAUGAUGAUGAUGAUGCUUUACAUUCUUCUCAAGCAGAUUGGAUCAGGCAAUAUGUGGAGCAGCAGGAAGAAGAAGAAGAGGAUGAAAAUUAUACUUGGGAAGAUGGCAUUUUUGAUGGAAGUGGUGCCGCAAACAAGCUCUGCGAACCUAGGCCUUAUGAUGUUAUUGCCAAGGAGUAUCUUGCUGCAAGGUUGGAAGCUACAAAGGCAAAGGAGAAAAAGGACAAAAAACAUCAGGAGCAGGCAAGCCGUAUCAUACGAAAACUGAAACAGGAGCUGUCUGCCCUAGGAUUAUCAGAUGACAAUUUGGCCUUAGAAUACGAGCAAAUCAGUACUAACCAUGCAUCUGAGGGAGCAUCCAUGGGCCACGAGCCUUUGAUAGAAAAAGACCCAAUUGAUGAAGAAAGUAACUCUGCCAUUGUUUUUCCUUCUAAUGAAGGAGCAAUAAAUGGUAGUGAUGCAGAGCAUCAUAGUGUGGAGGAAAAUCUUGCUAAGUCUUGCUUACCAGCUGUACAUGUUGAAAAAGAUUCUGCAGAAGGAGUGGCUGGAGACAUUGAGCUUGGUGGUUUCUUCUUGGAGGAUGUGCCGUCUAAUGAAAUACACCCUGAUAUUUUGAAAGCACAAAAAAUAGAAAAAGUUAAAAGAUUAUCUGAGAAGAACUUGGAUAAGUUAGAUGGCAUUUGGAAGAAGGGGGACCCUCAAAAGGUUCCAAAGGCUAUUCUUCAUCAGCUAUGCCAGAAAUCAGGAUGGGAAGCUCCAAAAUUCAAUAAAAUACUUGGCAGAGGAAAGAGUUUUUCCUAUACUGUUAGCAUACUGCGUAAAGCUAGUGGCAGGGGCAAGAAUCGUAAAGCCGGGGGGCUGGUCACACUUAAGCUUCCAGAUCAGAAUGAGAUCUUUGAAUCUGCUGAGGAUGCACAGAAUAAAGUGGCUGCAUAUGCUUUGUUUCAACUAUUUCCUGAUGUUCCAAUUCAUUUCCCAAUAACCGAGCCUUAUGCUUCAGUUGUUAUGAAGUGGAUGGAAGGGGAAUCAUUGACCAAGCUAGAAGACAGUGUGGAAGAUCACAAGUCUCGUUUUGUGGAGUCGUUAUUAAGUGGUGAUGGUUCUGGUAAAACUGCAUCUGCUGAUGUUACAGACUACAAGUUUCCUCAAAACAACGGUAGACUUGAUGAAAAUAAAAGUUCACCCAUUGAUGGUCAUCAAUCAUUUGCUCAGAGAGGAACCUAUAGUAAGGAAUUGGAGAGUACUAACUUGAGACAGGGGCAAUACAUUAAAAUGGGAUCACAAAGAUACCAGGAUAUGUUGAAUUUUAGAGCUACACUUCCUAUUGCCACACUAAAGGGUGAUAUAUUGCAAAUGCUAAAGGAAAAUGAUGUUUUAGUGGUUUGUGGGGAAACAGGCUCUGGAAAAACAACCCAGGUUCCGCAAUUCAUAUUGGAUGAGAUGAUUGAGUCAGGUCAUGGUGGACACUGCAAUAUUAUUUGUACACAACCAAGGAGAAUAGCGGCUAUUUCUGUGGCUGAAAGGGUAGCUGAUGAGCGCUGUGAACCUUCACCAGGUUCUGAUGGCUCCUUGAUUGGUUAUCAAGUUCGUCUUGAUAGUGCCAGGAAUGAGAAAACAAGGCUUCUGUUCUGUACAACAGGCAUCCUUCUGAGAAAAUUGAUGGGGAAUCGAAGCUUGACGGGCAUUACUCAUAUCAUAGUUGAUGAAGUUCAUGAGAGGUCUUUAUUGGGCGAUUUUAUUCUAAUUGUGCUAAAGAAUCUAAUUGAGAAGCAGUCCAGUGAAAGCUCUUCAAAAGUCAAGGUCAUUCUAAUGUCAGCAACUGUGGAUUCAGGUUCAUUUUCUAGCUACUUCGGUCAUUGUCCUGUAGUUACUGCAGAAGGCAGGACUCAUCCAGUGACAACAUACUUUCUUGAGGAUGUAUAUGAUCAGAUUAAAUAUCGUCUUGCUUCAGAUUCACCGGCUUCUUUAACAAAUGAAACAUUUCCCAAAGGACAGAGAGCUCCCGUGACAAACAGCAGGGGGAAGAAGAAUCUAGUCUUAUCUGCAUGGGGCGAUGAAUCUGUGCUUUCUGAAGAGCAUGUUAAUCCAUAUUUUGUUCCUAGUUAUUAUCAGUCAUACAGUGAACAAGCCCAAAAAAAUCUGAAAAGAGUCAACGAGGAUGUCAUUGAUUACGAUCUUAUUGAAGAUCUAAUAUGUUACAUUGAUGAAAGUUGUGGUGAGGGUGCUAUCCUUGUCUUCUUACCGGUAAGACCAUUCGGUUUUCAUUUGAGCUGGUAUGCUUAUCUUAUCUGUAUUUUCUUGUAUAUUAAUAUCUUUUCAUUGUAAUUUGACUUGUCAGGGAGUGUUUGAGAUAAACCAUCUUCUGAUUGGGUUAUUCCUUUGCAUUCGUCAGUUGCAUCAACGGAACAGAAAAAGGUGUUACGCCCUCCAGGAAAUAUACGAAAGGUCGUUAUAGCAACAAAUAUAGCAGAGACCAGCAUAACAAUAGAUGAUGUGAUAUAUGUAAUUGACUGUGGAAAACAUAAGGAGAAUCGAUACAAUCCACAGAAGAAAUUGUCUAGCAUGGUUGAAGAUUGGAUUUCUCAAGCAAAUGCAAGGCAGCGUCAGGGUAGAGCUGGACGUGUAAAACCUGGAAUUUGCUUUCGCUUGUACACUCGUUAUAGAUUUGAAAAGCUCAUGCGUCCUUAUCAGGUGCCGGAGAUGCUUCGGAUGCCAUUAGUUGAAUUGUGUCUGCAGAUUAAAUUACUAUCUCUUGGGUAUAUCAAGCCGUUUUUGUCUACUGCUUUAGAACCUCCGAAAAUCGAAGCAAUUGAUUCAGCAAUGUCUUUAUUGUACGAGGUCGGUGCUCUUGGGGAUGAAGAGUUGACACCUCUUGGGCAUCAUCUGGCAAAACUACCUGUUGAUGUAUUAAUUGGGAAGAUGAUGUUGUAUGGUGCAAUUUUCGGUUGCUUGUCACCGAUUCUUUCAGUUUCUGCAUUUUUAAGUUACAAGUCUCCAUUUGUGUAUCCCAAGGAUGAGAGGCAGAAUGUUGAAAGAGCAAAACUAACAUUGUUGAAUGAUAAGCAAGAUGGGCCUGGUGAGGGAAAUGAUAUUGAUAGACAAUCUGAUCAUUUACUUAUGAUUAUAGCUUAAAAAUGGGAGACUAUUUUGAACGAGAAAGGACCAAAAGCUGCACAGCAAUUCUGCAAUUCAUAUUUUCUGAGCAGCUCUGUAAUGUUUAUGAUAAGGGAGAUGAGGAUACAGUUUGGAACAUUGCUAGCAGAUAUUGGUCUCAUCAUUCUUCCAAAAUUAAAUCAGAUGGAUGGAAGAAAGAUAGGAAGUCUUGACAGGUGGCUUUCUGAUUCAUCACAACCAUUUAAUAUGUAUGCACAUCACCCGUCAAUUCUAAAGGCUAUACUAUGUGCAGGUUUAUACCCCAAUGUAGCAGCUGGUGAACAAGGUAUUGUUUCAGCAGCUCUCACCAGCCUUAAGCAGUCUCCUAGCACUGCGAAUUCUAGUCAUAGAGUCUGGUUUGAUGGAAGAAGAGAAGUUCAUGUCCACCCGUCUUCUAUCAACAGUAGCACAAAAGCAUUCAUACCCUUUCUUGUCUUCCUUGAAAAGGUUGAAACGAACAAAAUAUUUUUACGAGAUACUUCAGUCAUUUCUCCAUACUCAAUUUUGCUCUUUGGAGGGUCAAUCAAUGUUCAGCAUCAGACUGGACUAGUCAUCAUCGAUGGAUGGUUAAAAUUGAAUGCACCUGCCCAAAUAGCUGUCUUGUUCAAGGAGCUACGGUUGACUCUACAUUCCAUUUUGAAGGAACUUAUUAGAAAACCAGAGAAUGUGAUCGUUCUAAAUGAUGAGAUCAUUAAGUCUAUCAUCAAUCUUCUUUUAGAAGAAGGCAGUGUGCCUAAAUGAUUGAGUGUCAGAGUUACAUGGAAGAAAGCUGUAUCUGCUAUGCACUUCAGAGAUUUGGUCAUUCUUAGGAGUAAAGGGAGCUGAGCCUUCUCAUCCCUGAAACAAACAAGAGCCCUUUUUUGGACCAUUGAGUAUGAACUGGACCUCAAUAAUAAUCAU